AUGUACAUAAACACACUUCCAAUCCGUAUCCGUAAUGGACAUAAAUUUCCGGUUCCAUUAGAAAAUGAAAGUUAUUAUCAUCGUCAUCAACCGGUAGAUUUCUCUAUUAAAUUAAAGAAUCCAUCCAUGGUGCAAUCUGCAACAGGGAUGAUUUUUCUUACUGAUAAACGAAUCAUAUUUAUCGCUUAUGAGCCUAGUCCAGAUGGAUUUGAAAACUUUUAUGUCAUGUUAGCUGAUGUUGUAUCUUCAGUGAAGCAAAAAAAGAACUUUUUCGAUUUCAACAACUUUUUUAAUCAAAAUACACUUUCCUUGGAUAUUACUUUGAGAGACAAAAAGACUUUUAACAUGUCUAUUACAUAUGAUGACGAAGAUAUUGAACAAAAAGGAAUUUUUGAGGAUUAUUACGGGAUGUUGCUUUCUUGGACGACCAAGACCAAACCCGAAAAAAUUGUUGGUGGUAGACCACUAAGCAUUACUACCUUAAAUACCUUUAUUUCAGGCGACCGUCCUGAUUCGGCCUACUUUAGCACUUGGAGUACGAAUCCAUUCCGUGAUGGAGACAAACCUCCAGCAUAUUCUUAA
Cetraspora pellucida is the source of this 582-nucleotide messenger RNA. The record is from the annotation of a GenBank genome assembly. Lineage: Eukaryota; Fungi; Glomeromycota; Glomeromycetes; Diversisporales; Gigasporaceae.